Rhododendron vialii is the source of this 3522-nucleotide messenger RNA. RefSeq names its product probable sucrose-phosphate synthase 2. The coding region runs from base 127 to 3315 and encodes 1062 amino acids. Gene Ontology annotation, biological process: sucrose metabolic process. The transcript is spliced from 13 exons. Gene Ontology annotation, molecular function: sucrose synthase activity; sucrose-phosphate synthase activity. NCBI's taxonomy places the organism in Eukaryota, Viridiplantae, Streptophyta, Magnoliopsida, Ericales, Ericaceae. The record is from RefSeq and is a predicted model, not a curated record.
CUCUGCUCCCCUCACAAAACUCUCCCUCUCCUACCAAAACUCUAUCAUCAUCAUCACUUCAGGACUCUCUCUCUCUCAUUUUCUUUUUCAUUAAUUUUUUUGGGUACAUAUUUUUCAAAAAGGAAUAUGGCGGGGAACGAGUGGAUAAACGGGUACCUGGAGGCGAUUCUGGACAGCGGGGCGUCGGCGAUAGAGGACCAGAGCAAGGCGGCGGCCGUGAGUUUGAGGGAGAGGGGAGAUUUCAAUCCGACCAAGUACUUCGUGGAGGAGGUGGUGACUGGUGUCGACGAGACCGAUUUGCACCGGACGUGGAUCAAGGUGGUCGCCACUCGGAAUACCAGGGAAAGGAGCUCCAGGCUUGAGAAUAUGUGCUGGCGUAUUUGGCAUCUCACUCGCAAGAAGAAGCAGUUGGAAUGGGAGGAUGUCCACCGGAUUGCACAACGAAGGUGGGAGAGGGAACAAGGACGCAGGGAUGCGACAGAAGACAUGUCCGAAGAUUUGUCUGAAGGUGAGAAGGGAGAUGUGCUGGGGGAAGCGAUGGUAAGUGAAAGCCCGAGGAAAAAGUUCCAGCGUAACUCUUCCAACUUGGAAGUAUGGUCUGAUAGUAACAAGGAGAAGAAACUUUACAUUGUUCUUAUCAGUUUGCAUGGUUUGGUCCGUGGGGAAAAUAUGGAGCUUGGUCGUGAUUCUGAUACUGGCGGUCAGAUCAAAUACGUGGUGGAGCUUGCUCGAGCUCUAGCAAGGAUGCCGGGUGUGUACAGAGUAGAUUUAUUCACCCGCCAAAUUUCUUCACCUGAAGUCGAUUGGAGCUAUGGUGAGCCCACCGAGAUGAUCACCGCAGGUGCUGAAGAUGCCGAAGAUGUCGGAGAAAGCAGCGGGGCCUACAUUAUAAGGAUUCCCUUUGGUCCACGAGACAAGUACCUCAGAAAAGAAGUGUUGUGGCCUUAUAUUCAAGAAUUUGUAGAUGGAGCCUUGGCACAUAUUCUUAACAUGUCAAAGGUUUUGUGUGAACAAAUCGGUGGGGGCCAGCCUGUUUGGCCCUACGUAAUUCAUGGCCACUAUGCGGAUGCGGGGGAUAGUGCUGCUCUUCUUUCGGGUGCUUUAAAUGUUCCGAUGGUUCUAACGGGACAUUCACUUGGGAGAAACAAGUUAGAACAGCUUCUAAAGCAAGGAAGGCAGUCAAAAGAGGACAUUAAUUCUACAUACAAGAUUAUGAGGAGGAUAGAAGCGGAAGAGCUUUCACUUGACGUUGCGGAACUUGUUAUUACGAGCACCAAACAAGAGAUUGAUGAGCAGUGGGGUUUAUAUGAUGGGUUUGACGUCAAGCUUGAGAAAGUUUUGCGGGCGCGUGCUAGACGAGGAGUCAAUUGCCAUGGACGUUACAUGCCAAGGAUGGCGGUAAUUCCUCCUGGUAUGGACUUCAGCAACGUUGAGGUUCAAGAAGAAGAUGCUGAUGGGGAAUUGAUACUAACUAAUACAGAUGGGUCUUCUCCAAAAGCAUUCCCACCAAUAUGGUCAGAAGUGAUGCGUUUUCUGGCAAAUCCCCAUAAGCCAAUGAUCUUGGCAUUAUCAAGACCGGACCCGAAAAAGAACAUCACCACUCUUUUGAAAGCCUUUGGAGAAUGCCGACCAUUGAGAGAACUCGCUAAUCUUACCCUUAUAAUGGGAAAUAGGGAUGACAUUGAUGAGAUGUCGGCUGGGAGUGCUAGUGUCCUCACAACCGUAUUAAAACUGGUUGAUAAGUAUGAUCUGUAUGGGCAAGUGGCUUUCCCAAAGCAUCACAAGCAAAGUGAUGUUCCCGAAAUCUACCGUCUCGCCGGAAAAACCAAGGGGGUUUUCGUAAAUCCAGCUUUAGUUGAGCCUUUUGGACUUACCCUAAUUGAGGCUGCAGCCCAUGGACUUCCAAUGGUGGCAACUAAAAAUGGUGGUCCAGUUGACAUUCAUAGGGCUUUGAAUAAUGGUCUACUUGUCGACCCUCAUGAUCAAGAAGCAAUUGCUAAUGCGCUGCUUAAACUAGUAUCAGAGAAGAACUUAUGGAAUGAUUGCAGAAAGAACGGUUGGAAGAACAUACACCUAUUCUCAUGGCCGGAACACUGUCGCACAUACUUAACGAGGGUGGCGGCCUGCCGGAUGCGGCACCCACAAUGGCAAACUGACACCCCAACCGCCGAUGACUUAGCUGCUGAAGAGUCCCUAAAUGAUUCGCUUAAGGAUGUGCAAGAUAUGUCCCUUAGGUUGUCUGUUGAUGGGGAAAGAACAUCACUCAAUGAAUCACUUGACCAUGUGGGUGCAAUUGGAGGUGACCCUGAGCUGCAAGACCAAGUGAAACAGGUACUAAGCAGGAUGAGGAAGCCAGAAACAAGCUCACAAGAUUCCCAAGGCAGCGAAAAACUGCUCGAUAAUGUUGUAAGCAAAUAUCCCAUGUUACGGAGGCGGAGGCGCUUGAUUGUCAUAGCACUAGAUUGCUAUGACACAAAUGGAGCCCCUGAAAACAAGAUGAUUCGGAUAAUCCAGGAUAUAUUCAGGGCUGUUAAUCUAGUCUCUCAAACUGCAAGGUUCUCUGGCUUUGCAAUAUCGACAGCCAUGUCUAUGUUGGAGCUGACAGCCUUCUUGAAAUCGGGGAAUGUUCAAGUCAACGAGUUUGAUGCUUUGAUUUGUAGUAGCGGAAGUGAAGUGUACUAUCCUGGUGCAUAUUCGGAAGAUGGAAAGCUAUGUCCUGACAGGGACUAUGUAUCACAUAUUGAUUACCGUUGGGGUUGUGAUGGUUUGAAAAAAACUAUUUGGAAGCUGAUGAAUACACAUGAAGGUGGAUCUCCUCAUUCUUCGAGCCCCAUAGAAGAAGAUGCCAAAUCUAGCAAUUCUCAUUGUGUCUCCUACUUGAUAAACGAUAUCAGUAAGGCAAGGAAAGUGGAUGAUAUGAGGCAGAAGCUGAGGAUGCGAGGUCUACGUUGCCAUCUGAUGUACUGCAGAAACUCAACAAGAAUGCAAGUUAUCCCUCUUCUUGCAUCUCGAGCACAAGCACUCAGGUACCUAUUUGUUCGUUGGAGAUUAAACGUUGCUAAUAUGUAUGUGAUUCUCGGUGAGACUGGAGACACCGAUUAUGAGGAACUGAUAUCCGGAACCCAUAAGACCCUCAUCAUGAAAGGAGUGGUGGAGAAGGGUUCCGAAGAGCUGCUCAGAACAGCCGGAAGCUAUCUCAAAGAUGAUAUUGUCCCCGAAGGCAGCCCACUGGUGGCCUACACCAGUGGAGAAGCGAAAGCCGAUGAAAUUGCUACUGCUUUGAAGCAGAUAUCUAAAUCUAGCCCAGGAACAUGAGAUAGCAAUCUCUUGUUCUUUUCCAUGAUGCAGAUUACAAGUAUUUUGUCACUAUUAUUGAAUAAGCAAAUUUUCUGACAUGGGUUUCACCCAAAAUGUAGCUACAAAAUGAAUCCCAUAGUAGGAAAUGCUUUUUGUUGUUGGAUGUUUUAUAAAAAAUCCUUCUCUAUAACUUCAAGUAUAGGAAAUUUCUCUCUUACAUGAUGC